AUGAGACGAAUUUUUCUCACCCUUCUCCUAUGUCUCGUUCCUCUCUUAGCUUCAUGCACUAAAGAGAAACAUGUGUAUAUUGUUUAUUUUGGAGAGCAUAAAGGUGAUAAAGCCUUCCAUGAAAUUGAAGCUCAUCAUCACUCUUAUCUUCAAUCGGUUAAAGAGUCCGAAGAAGAUGCCAAGUCAUCGCUAUUGUAUAGCUACAAACAUAGCAUCAAUGGCUUUGCGGCUGAGCUAACACCGGACCAAGCCUCUAGACUCAAAGGACUCAGAGGAGUCGUGUCAGUAUUCAAGAGCAAUCCAAGAAAGUAUAAGAUCCAUACGACAAGAUCAUGGGAGUUUGUAGGGUUAAAGGAUGAAGAUGAACUUUAUCUUGAUGCAUACAAAUACAAUGUGAACGACCGGUUUCGUGUGGGAAGAAAGUUUUUGAGUAAGGCGAAACACGGCGACGGUGUCAUAGUUGGUGUUAUCGAUAGUGGGGUGUGGCCAGAGUCAAGGAGCUUCGAUGACAAAGGAAUGGGACCAAUUCCAGAAUCUUGGAAAGGAAUUUGCCAAACCGGAGUUGCGUUCAACUCUUCCCACUGUAAUCGGUACUACUCAAGAGGGUACGAGAGAUAUUACGGACAGUUCAAUGCCGAAGCUAACAGAGACUUCUUGUCUCCACGAGACGCCGAUGGACAUGGUUCCCACACAGCUUCAACCGCCGUUGGCCGCAGAGUAAACGGCGUUUCUGCACUUGGCGGCAUUGCAAGGGGAACGGCUUCAGGCGGGGCCUCAUUGGCUCGUCUCGCCGUUUACAAAGCUUGUUGGACGGUUCCAAACGCGCAAAAAUACGUCACAAACACUUGUUUUGACGAAGAUAUGUUGGCUGCGUUUGACGACGCGAUUGCUGAUGGCGUCAAUGUUAUUAGUAUUUCGAUUGGAGCGGUUGAACCGCAUACGUAUUCGGAAGAUGGAAUCGCGAUCGGAUCGUUACAUGCGGUUAAGAGAGAUAUUGUGGUUGCGGCUAGCGCUGGAAACGAUGGACCGGAUGGGGCAACUCUGUCGAAUCCAGCUCCGUGGAUUAUUACCGUCGGAGCUAGUAGUCUUGAUCGGUAUUUCGUUGGUCGUCUUGAACUUGGUGAUGGCUUUCAAUUCGAGUCGGACUCAUUGACGACAUUAAAGAUGGACAACUUUGCUCCUCUAGUCAACUCUCUUGACGUAGCUGUUCCCGGCUGUACAAGGGAAGAAGCAUCGCAAUGUGUACCGAAUUCACUUUCACCGGAUCUUGCGAGAGGUAAAGUGAUAUUAUGUAUGAGAGGUUUCGGUUCAUCACGUUCAACAAUUGGUAAAAGUAUUGAGGUAAAACGAGCCGGAGGUGUCGGUAUGAUAUUAGCAAACUCUCGGGCAGGCGAUGGGUUCGACGUUGUGUCUCAUUUCGUACCGACUGCUUUGGUUUUCUCAUCUACGGUUGGUAGGAUUCUUGAUUACAUGUACAAUGAUUAUGAACCGGUGGCUUUCAUCAAACCAGCAGAAACAAUACUUUAUGGAUACCAACCGCAAGAUUCGGUUUACCCGUAUAAACCGGCUCCUUUUAUGACUAAUGCUAAUAUUCUUAAGGUAAAUAACUCUUUUGUUCUUCCGGAUAUCAUCGCGCCGGGACUGAAUAUACUGGCUGCAUGGAGCGGGGCAGAUUCCGCGAGCAAAGCUUCGAUAGACCGAAGAGUGAUAGAUUAUAAUCUUGACUCAGGAACAUCUAUGUCUUGUCCUCAUGUUGCUGGUGCAAUUGCCCUUCUCAAAAGCAUGCAUCCCACAUGGAGUAGUGCUGCUAUAAGAUCUGCCCUCAUGACCACUGCUUCGAUGACCAACGAGGACAACGAACCGAUUCAAGACUUUGAUGGUUCACCAGCGAGCCCAUUUGCGCUUGGGUCAGGACAUUUUAGACCAACAAAAGCACAAUCUCCCGGUUUAGUCUACGAUGCAUCAUACCGAUCUUACCUUCUCUAUUGCUGCUCGGUUGGUUUAACAAAUCUUGAUCCGACAUUCAGAUGUCCUAGCCAAAUCCCUCCCGGUUAUAACCUUAACUACCCGUCAGUCUCAAUUCCUGAUCUCAUUGGGACAGUAACCGUUACGAGGACGGUCACAUGUGUUGGACGGUCGAGUAACUCAACAAGCGUAUAUGUCUUCAAUGCUCAACCGCCCUUUGGCGUCAAUGUUAUGGCUGAACCAAAUGUUUUGGUCUUUGAUCGGAUUGGUCAGAAGAAAAGGUUUAACAUCAUUUUUAGGACAGAUAGAUAUGAGUUCACAGGUGAGGCUCGGAGGAAUCAAUAUCGGUUUGGAUGGUUUAGUUGGAGCGAUGGACACCAUGUCGUGAGAAGUCCAAUUGCAGUUUCAUUAGUUUGA
Molecule: messenger RNA, 2382 nt
Organism: Capsella rubella
Lineage: Eukaryota; Viridiplantae; Streptophyta; Magnoliopsida; Brassicales; Brassicaceae
Product: subtilisin-like protease SBT5.5
Exons: 10
Coding region: 1-2382 (793 amino acids)
Biological process (GO): proteolysis
Molecular function (GO): serine-type endopeptidase activity
Source: RefSeq, a predicted model, not a curated record